AUGGCCACAGAAAAGCCACCUCUCGAGAGCAAUGCUUCGACUGACCAGGAAAUCCCACCCGGCCCCAUCGUGUUUGUCAUCGGCCCACCAGGUAGCGGAAAGAGCACUCUCUGCUCCCGCAUCUGUCAACAGAUCCCUGGCAGCUUCAGACACCUCUCUGUCGGGGACUACCUCCGGCAGCUGUGCAACGCCAAUGCAUCUGAAACUCAGCCAGGUGAAGUCAGUGCCCAGGCCGACGGACGCCUGCCACCGGAAGAGGUAGCGAAAUACGUGCAGAAGAGCAAGCUCCUUCCGCCCGAGACCAUCGUCCCGCUGAUCAAGGAGAAGCUGCUUGAUGGGCAGUCAUCAUCCAGCCCCGGCUGGCUCAUUGACGGCUUCCCACGAGACAUCGAGACUGCGCUGGCUUUCGAGAAGGAAGUCAAGGCACCCUCGCGUGUCAUUCUCCUCCACUGCUACGUCGAUUUCGCAAAAGAGAGAUUCGUCAGACGCCGGCGGAACAGCACGGACGACGAUGAGCUCUUUGACAAACGAUGGAACGAGUACGAUGAGAAGCUCCUAGCGAUUCACGGGCACUAUCGAGGCAUCGUUACCAAUGUUGACACAAAGGGCACCAAGGAUGAGUCAUGGGGGAACCUGGUGCAAGCCGUUCGUUCGCUGCCAGAAUUCCAAGGGCUCCGUAUGUUUGGAUUACCUGGUGGGACUUGA
This is a messenger RNA of Diaporthe citri, 705 nucleotides long. RefSeq lists its product as uncharacterized. The record is from RefSeq and is a predicted model, not a curated record. Lineage: Eukaryota; Fungi; Ascomycota; Sordariomycetes; Diaporthales; Diaporthaceae. Gene Ontology annotation, cellular component: cytoplasm. The transcript has 3 exons. Gene Ontology annotation, biological process: nucleobase-containing compound metabolic process. Bases 1 to 705 code for a protein of 234 amino acids. Gene Ontology annotation, molecular function: ATP binding; AMP kinase activity.